Molecule: messenger RNA, 2356 nt
Organism: Ilex paraguariensis (yerba mate)
Lineage: Eukaryota; Viridiplantae; Streptophyta; Magnoliopsida; Aquifoliales; Aquifoliaceae
Source: the annotation of a GenBank genome assembly
UUGGGGUAAACUUCAUUCCCCAAAGGCAAUUUCUCUGGUUUUUGAGCUGAUGAGGCCUUAACCCAUCAUAUCCUAAAAAUCAUAUUCUUGAAUAAUGGAUGAAAAGGAGGUCUCCGUGGUUGUAUCCGAAAAGAAAAAUGAUAGCUUGUAUCCGAUGUUUUUUGGUGUUUCUUGUGCAUUCUUUGCCCUCAGAUUCUUGUCGAAACCUGAAAUAAAUGAUGAGAAAUUGUUGGAAAUAAGACACAGAUUGCUUCAAGGAAGUGCUCACCUCUUGGGACUGCUGGUUUGGAGAGUUCAGAGAGAUGAAGCUUUCAGUGGAAAGUGUGAGCUUCUCCACAAGCUGGAGAAUGCCGAACAACAGAUUGAAGAGUUAAAGAGAAUACGAAGUGAAGAUGCUAAAGCCAACGAGAAAGUUGUAGGCAUAUUUGCUGCGCAGGAACAGGACUGGUUGAUUGAGAGAAAAAAGCUUCGACAGCAAAUUGGAGCUCUUAUGAAUGAAUUGAGAAUUUUUGAGACAAAAAAUGACAAAGCUUCUUCUGAACUAAAUGAAAAAUUGCAGGAGAAUGAGGUUUUGGUGCAAUCGAAGGAUAAAAAGCUGGAGGAAGAAGAGAAAAAGAGGAGGGAGCUGGAAGAGAAACUUAGAGAGGCUGAAAAUUCCGCAGAGGAAUUGAGAGACAAGGCAAAGCACGAAGCGCAACAACAUUCCACUGAGCUUUGGAAACACAAGACUGCCUUCAUUGAGCUUGUAUCUAACCAGCGGCAGCUUGAAGCAGAAAUGGGUCGAGCCCUCAGGCAAGUUGAAGCAGCAAAACAAGAGCUAGAUGCAGUUUUGGAGCAAAAGGAGCAGUCUGUCUUGUUGGCACAAAAAUUAUCCAUGGAGCUUGUCAAAAUGCGCAAGGAUUUGGAACAGAAAGACAAUAUUUUGUCUGCUAUGCUGAGAAAAUCCAAAUUGGAUACAGCAGAGAAGCAAAUGCUGUUAAAGGAGGUCAAAUUAUCAAAGGCCAAGAAAAAGCAAGCUGAGCUAGAAACAGCAAGGUGGAAAGCUGUUUCUGAGUCUAGACAUGAAAGGCAUUCAUUGGGAAGUAUGUUAUAUAAGCAUGCCAAUUCAAAAUUGGAGGCCGUCUCUGGUAGAAGAGCUGUGCUUUCUAAUGCAACAGUGCCAUCACAAAUUGGAAAACCGGAAUCACAGCCAACGGAUCUUCUGCUCGAGUAUGAUGAACCUGGGCUUAGGAAAGAGACAGAAGUGUCUUCUCCUCUAUCUGGCCAAUACUUUACACAGGGAAGUGAUGAAAUGGUUUUUGCAGCGGACAUUAAGCAGUUGGAGGGUUGGGUUCGAUCUGAAGCUGAAAAAUACACAACUGCAGUGGAUCAGAGGCAUCACCUUGAAAUAGACGCUUUUGCUGAACAACUUAGACUCAAAGAUGAGAAACUAGAAGCUUUUCGUUGGCGUUUACUAAGCAUGGAACUGGAGUCCAAGCGACUGCAGUCCCAUAUCGAAGGGCUUGAGUACGAUCUGUCGCAGCUUAGACAAGACAACCUGAAACUGGAAGCUAUAUUAUUGGACCGAGAUGCAGAAUUACAUUCCUUGAAAGAACAGAUCGCAAUGCAGUUAAAUGCUCCAAAUUUCCAGAAGACUAACUCAAAAUCACCUCCACAUAAUCUGACUAUAGUCCAUGAUACCGUGUGGUCCAGAGUCAAGGUCAUAAAGAGAAAACCAGGGGAGAAAGAGCAAGACACAAGGACAACUCCUGCGGAAAUUUCUCAAGAGGUAAAAAUUGAGAAAGAUGAUGAAACCUUGGUUGAAAACCAGCCCAGGGAUGUAUCUAUGACUGCCCAAACUCCAGAGAAGGAUUUUGAAGAAGAGAAAGAUGUUGGCUAUGCUGCCUCGGAUGCAGGUUCCAUUCAAGAGGAACAUGCUAGUCCAGAGGAGAUUGAAAAAUCUGCAAAAUUACAANAAACUCCAGAGAAGGAUUUUGAAGAAGAGAAAGAUGUUGGCUAUGCUGCCUCGGAUGUAGGUUCCAUUCAAGAGGAACAUGCUAGUCCAGAGGAGAUUGAAAAAUCUGCAAAAUUACAGUCAGCAGGUCAGUGCUUGAGUGCAAAAAUUGAUUCUCAAUGGAAGAUGGAUCUUCAUGCUCUUGGAGUCUCUUACAAGAUCAAGAGGCUGAAGCAGCAACUACUUAUGCUUGAGAGGUUGACAGGAAAGCAAGAAAGUUAUGAAGAUAGUGAAAGCAACGCNAUGGAUCUUCAUGCUCUUGGAGUCUCUUACAAGAUCAAGAGGCUGAAGCAGCAACUACUUAUGCUUGAAAGGUUGACAGGAAAGCAAGAAAGUUAUGAAGAUAGUGAAAGCAACGANUAG